Striga hermonthica is the source of this 705-nucleotide messenger RNA. The record is from the annotation of a GenBank genome assembly. NCBI's taxonomy places the organism in Eukaryota, Viridiplantae, Streptophyta, Magnoliopsida, Lamiales, Orobanchaceae.
AUGCACGCAGCCAUGGCGGUUAGCUCGCCGCCAUACGCCUACAGUUGCAGCUUUCAUCAAACCCUAGAUCCGUCUUGUUCUCCUUCUUCCUCCGCCGCCGCUCUGCACCGUCGUUCAACUUCUCACAAGGUUUCUAGAUUUUUCGGCACUCGGAUUACUGAUUCCGGGAGAUUCAAUCAGGUGCGGUUGCCGUCAGUUUCUCGGCAGCCAAGGAUAAGGGCGGUUGUUACACCUGAUUCAUCUGUGCUGACAGAGGAAAAUGUAGAGAGCGUGUUGGAUGAAGUUCGGCCUUAUCUCAUGGCAGAUGGGGGUAAUGUUGCGUUACAUGAAAUCGAUGGAAAUGUCGUGAGAUUGAAAUUGCAAGGAGCUUGUGGCUCUUGUCCUAGUUCUAGUAUGACGAUGAAAAUGGGCAUUGAACGUCGUCUAAUGGAAAAGAUCCCUGAAAUUGUUGCUGUUGAAGCAAUUUCAGAUGAAGAGACAGGCCUUGAGCUAAAUGAAGAAAACAUUGAGAAGGUUCUUGAAGAAAUAAGACCUUAUCUAGUUGGAGCAGCCGGUGGGGAUCUAGAGCUCGUGGGAAUUGAGGACCCGAUAGUCAAAGUACGGAUUAGUGGGCCUGCAGCUGGUGUGAUGACUGUCCGCGUAGCUGUUACUCAAAAACUUCGAGAAAAGAUUCCAGCAAUUGCGGCAGUUCAACUUAUGUCGUAA